This is a messenger RNA of Chroicocephalus ridibundus (black-headed gull), 3718 nucleotides long. It is a transcript of the gene RAB40C, whose product is annotated as RAB40C, member RAS oncogene family. The transcript has 7 exons. Lineage: Eukaryota; Metazoa; Chordata; Aves; Charadriiformes; Laridae. Gene Ontology annotation, molecular function: GTPase activity; GTP binding. Gene Ontology annotation, biological process: protein localization to plasma membrane; intracellular signal transduction. Gene Ontology annotation, cellular component: endosome; plasma membrane; synaptic vesicle. The record is from RefSeq and is a predicted model, not a curated record. Bases 284 to 1141 code for a protein of 285 amino acids.
GCCCGGCGGUGGAGUGGGCCCCGGCGCCGCCUCUCCCCCGGCCCGGUCGGGCGCUUCGCGGCGGCGCCAGGCGGAGGCUCGGCCCCGGCGGCGGCGGCGCGGCGCGGCGCGGCCUGGCCCAGCUCAGCUCCGGCCGCGAGGUCUUCGGCGCGUCCCUCGGCGGAAGAUGGGAGGCGAGGCGGCUGGCCGGCUGUGAGCCCGGCGGUGGGUGUCCCCGCGGCGGGGCCGCAGCGCCCCCCUCCCCCUCAGGCCGGCGGAGGAUGCGGGUCGGGCCCCACCGCCGAUGAGAGGGAGGAUGGGCACCCAGGGCAGCCCGGUGAAGAGCUACGAUUACCUCCUGAAGUUCCUGCUGGUGGGGGACAGCGACGUGGGCAAGGGGGAGAUCCUGGAGAGCCUGCAGGACGGGGCCUCUGAGUCCCCCUACGCCUACAGCAACGGAAUUGACUACAAGACCACUACUAUCUUGUUGGAUGGCAGAAGGGUCAAGCUGGAACUCUGGGACACAUCAGGGCAAGGAAGAUUUUGCACCAUUUUCAGAUCCUACUCUAGAGGAGCCCAGGGAAUCCUCUUGGUGUAUGACAUCACUAAUCGCUGGUCCUUCGAUGGGAUAGACCGAUGGAUAAAGGAAAUAGAUGAGCAUGCCCCAGGUGUCCCUCGGAUCCUGGUGGGAAACAGGCUUCACCUCGCCUUCAAGCGGCAGGUGCCCACAGAGCAGGCCCGGGCGUACGCAGAGAAGAACUGCAUGACGUUUUUUGAGGUCAGCCCCCUGUGCAACUUCAACGUCAUAGAGUCCUUCACGGAGUUGUCCCGUAUCGUCCUUAUGCGGCACGGCAUGGAGAAGAUCUGGAGACCCAACAGAGUGUUCAGCUUACAGGACCUGUGCUGCCGAGCCAUCGUUUCCUGCACCCCCGUCCACCUCAUCGACAAGCUGCCGCUGCCUGUCACCAUCAAGAGUCACCUGAAAUCCUUCUCAAUGGCCAACGGGAUGAACGCGGUGAUGAUGCACGGCCGGUCGUACUCCUUGGCCAGCAGCGGGGGUGGGAGCAGCAGCAAAGGUAACAGCUUGAAGAGAUCCAAAUCAAUUCGACCUCCCCAGAGCCCCCCACAGAACUGCUCACGCAACAACUGCAAGAUCUCUUAGCAGGAUGGACACGCCGUGGGCUUCUAACGUAUCCACACACACCCACCGAUGUACAGCUUUUUGCACACUUAACCCUUUUUGACUGGAUCCUUUCGGAUGGGCCGCGGUCGCUUUUAUUUUUUUUCCGAUGGUGCGCGCAAGCGUUGGGAAUGUGCUCACAUUUUGGCUUGGCAUACGACGCGUGGUGCCGGCUGAAUCUCGCAGCGCUGGCAGGGAGGGGACUCUGCCAAGUGACCCUCCAAGAAUGCUUUGGGCUUUGCCUCUCGGCCUGGGGUGGAGAAUUCAGCAGCUGCCAGGUUGGGGAGGGGGGAAGGGGAAAAAAAGCUCAUCCAGUCUGAAUGGAGAAAUGGAUUUAAUGGAAGAUUGAGAGGCUUAAGGGAGUAGGCAAGGAGAGUCUGUGCUGCAACUUUAACUCUUAGACUCCUGAACAGAUUGCUGGUGCAAUAGUGAUCGUUGGAUGUAGAAAAAACAAGAAAUGGGGACAGGGGGCUAAUGACAGGUUUCACCGGGAUGUUAACCUGCUGUUGCCAAAAACAAAGAAAACCAGGCAAGCGUUGGCCAAUUGGGAAGAGGAAGGAAGCAGUCUGUUUGCCUUCUUCGUUUAUUUAUGUAAAUAUUAUACAUAUAUGUAUAUCACCUGUUUUUAAGGUUUUUUUUAAGAAGCAGUCAGGGAAAAUUUUAUGCAGCCAUGUAAAUACAAGCACUGGAUUAACUUUCCCAGUGCCAGCAAAGGGGGAGAAGUGAAGGGUUUUCCGAUGAAAAUAUACAAAUGCUUUAAGAGACUUUCGAUCACCACCUGGGCUUGCGCUGGGUAUUUUUUAAAUACUACGUAUGCAGACAGAAAGAACAAUUUGUGUGUAACGUAGCCCGAGCUGCUUUAUUCUGAUCAUUCCCUAAAACUUGUGAGUGCGGAAGGCGGGGUUGGACAUGAGCAGGUCGGGCGCAGAGCGGAGAGGUCGGAGGCGCGGGGUUUGUUUUUGGCAGGGGGAGGAAAAGAGGCAGCUCUAAGGCCAGACCGAUGCCUUGCUGGCUUUGCAUCUUCCGAUCGGGGGCUGAGGAGCAGAGAGUGGAAGCGUCCCGCCUAAAGCAGAGGAAAAACACUGAAUUUUACUGCAAAACCUUGGCUGUAGCUUCCGGGUCCCUCCAUCCACGACACCACCCCGUGUGACAGUCCCUGAAUCCUGGCUGCUUCUUGCUUUGCUUUUCCAAAGACGUUUUGCCUGAACUGGCCUUUCUGCAGCUCCUCCUGGAUGAAAGUGGGGAAAGGACAGAAGCAGCAGCUUUUCCCACUGGAGCACGAAGGAGCAGGGACUGGGAAGGUGGAAGAGGUUUGUGUGGGAAGACAACGAUCGAUCCCCAGGUCCCAUCGUAGCGAAGGCGCUCAGCUCUUGUGGCAGCACCAGGAAAAUCGGGAAAGCAAAGUGCUUUGCUCCGUAGGACCACUCCUGGGUUUGAGAGGGACACGUGUGCUCAGCAAGAGCCUGAGAUGUGAACGUGCCAUGGGCGAAGAUCUUGUGUCAAGCAAGGGCCUGUGGUUCCCCGCCUUCAUCCCGUGGCUGAUCCGUGCUGGAAAUUCACCUGGAAACUUAGAAAUAACGCCUAGCCCUUAUUGCAGAAGCUAAGCGUUGCUUGGCGGUGGGACUAAGCUAUGUCAAGAGGUUCUCGUAGGUGGCCGGGACGUGUAGAUUGUGAGUAGCGUGGUAGAAAGUGAACUGCUUUUCCUUAUGCUGGGCUGGUCUUUCCUCCUCGGUGAGGAGCCCAGCCAGUACAGUGCUGCCAUCUUCCUCCUGGUGUUAGCAGCUCCCCAAGGGCUUGCUCUUUUCCCCCCCGGCCCCAGAGCAGCUUGCUGCAUUGCAUGGGCAGAAUGAAGCCGCGGCAGCUCCCACGCAGCUGACGGACCCGCUUUGUUGAGGCAGCAGGCAGGGAUACGUUCCCUCCCCAGGGGACAUCGCCUUCCCUGUGCUUCGGAGCUGACCUGGGAAGUGAAGCAGCCUUCCCCCUUCCCGCUCCAUGGAAGAAAAUCCAAGCUGGGGGUAGGUCUCUUGGCUCGUCCCUAGCGUGCUUUAUUGCCCGGCUCAAAUGAAUUAAACCCCGGGCAGAUGGAGGGGGGGAGAAGAAUCCUUUGUAGUGGUGGUUUGGCUCGAGAGCAAAGCCGCAGCCAAGCUCGGCGCGGUGGCACAGGGGCCGGGGGAUUUGGAGAACCUGUCUGGGAUGGCUGGCACCUGUUUCCCAUCACUUAACACGCAGCAGAAGACAAUCGCUGGCUCAGCAGGCUGGGGAUAUACGGCCAACAGGUGAUGCGCCCCAGCACCCCGAAGGCCACUUCUCCUGGAAAACACCAUUCCGGCACCAUGAGGCCCCUCACUGGCUGCUCCCGGCCACCAGUGCGUGGGGCAGAGAAGAGGGAUGGAGGUUUCCUUCCUGAAAUCACAAAGCUGCUGCAUGGCUAGAAAAAUGUAAUGUACCUCUGCUUGGUUUGGGUUUGCCACGUGCGACACCACCCCAUGCCUUUUUCCCUGUGGUUGAUUAUUAUUUUUUUUUUUUUAUUCACCUUAUAAAGUCUCAACAAAAAUCCUG